AUUUUUAAAAUUUUUAUUUUUAAAUUUUUAAUAUUUAUUUUUUAUUUUAUAAAAUUUUAAACUUCAAUCCUAAAUUCCCACCUCUUAACUCUAAACUUUAAAGUUUAGAUUAGUUAAACCUAGGGAUAUAAAUGUAUAUUUACAUCUUUAAUGAAAUAUUUUGGUCAUUUUAUUCCUUCUGAUCUAUUUUUGUGACCAAAACUUUUUUAGUAUUAUCUUAUCCUAGAGUAUUUCUCUUUAUUUAAUUUUAUAUUAUUUCACGCUGGCAUAAACAAUUACCGAUGAUAAGUUGCUUUUUGUCUUGCCUAUGGAAUUGUCGGAAAAACCUAGCUUCCACCUUUUUCUGAUUUCAGAAAAUCCUACACAUAAGUAUGUAUACAUAACCCUUAUAUAUAUAAAUGAGCUUCACUCACAACAACUAAAAUACUUAACGCUUCGUUAAUUUUGACAAAGGCAAACGAGAUGAAGAACACAAACGCAAAGUUAAUCACACUUGUUCUAGGGUUUCUCGUCCUCAUGAUGAUGAUGAUGAAUUUUCCUCAUGCGCUUCAAGGAGGAAACAUAGAUGUAGCUGGAUCCAAAUACGAAGACUAUGGUCUUAUCCGAAGCGGAAGUGAGCCUCUCUUGAUGGGACGAAAGUUAAAAGGUCUAAAGCCUAUGGAGUCUGGAACAAAGAAAAGAUCAACAAAAGCCUCGAGAGAUUCAACAAAAGAAAUUGAUAAUCUAAUGAGAAGCGACUAUCCGUCACGUAUGAAAGGAAGGAAGAGGACUCCAAUACAUAAUUGAUAGCAUAUGGUCGUUAAAUAGUUUAAGAAACGUAGAAGUUCACUAUAUUAGAAGAAAUGUUAAUCAGGGCUAUAUAUAAAACAUAUGUUUAGAUUUUUUCUUAUUUUUUGUUUUUGUUUUUUAUUCUUCAAACAAUGUUUUCUUAAUUUAGACUCAUAUAUUAGAAACUGUAACGUUCAUUUAAUUUUGUACAAUGCAUAAUGACCUCUACGAUUCAUCUCUUUACCAAGUGGAUCAAGCUCUUGUUUGCUUAUGAUAACGAAAAUCAACGAAACCUCAGAGAAUAUUUUGUACGUCAAAUCCUUUGGAUUCCCUCAAAACACUGAGUCGAUAUCAAUAGCUAUUUUUUAAGGCAAGAAGACUGGUUUUAGACGUGUGUAUCUUAAGCUUGUUCUUGAAUCAUGACUUGUGUCUAUAGGCAGUCCAAUAUCAGUCUUCCAACGGCUAUGUCGAUUUCUGAAUAGAAAGUGAUUGAUGAGACAUGAAGAAGAUACACGACAAAAGCCUCCAUCGGGGACCAAAUGAUAAGCAUAUUCGAAUUCUAUAACAAGGAGUUUUAUUUUAUAUUAUAUUUGGUGGCAAUCUAUUUAUACAAGCCACAUUUAAAGACUCAAUGGUUGCAAAUAAAGUUAUAAAAAUUGUUAACUCCAUUAUUCACCUAUCUAUGUCUCAUUGUCUUGCAUCACCCUGCCAAGCCUAAUUUCCAUCCACAAAGACGACAUGAUGGAUCAGGCGGUAUUUUCUAGUGAAUGUCCAUUAUUGUCAUGUAACAACUGAAAUAAAAUACAUAGAAAACAAAUUAUAAAAUAUCAGAACUCCUAGAAAACCUAAAAUAAAAUAUUAAAAAUAUGAAAACAUAUUUGUAAUACAAACAAUUAAGUAAUAAAUUAAACAUGACUUCUAAAUUGAUUUAAAAACCAUAAUAUUUAGAAAAUAAUUUUUUUUUUAAAUUGGCCCUUAAACUCAAUUCAUUAAUAGAAUUUAUACAACUAGAUUGUUAAAAUUAAUGUGAGUAUAUCACAUAAAAGAUACUUUUAAAUAAGGAAAAAUUUCAUAACAAUACAUCAACUAGAUUUUGUUAAGCGUUCAAUACUAUUUUCUUUUUUUGCUAUUUCAUUUAAUAUUUUAAUUAAUUAUUUUAUUCAUUUUACUACACUAAAUUUUAAGAUUAUGUUCAAAAAUAUCUAAUUUAUUUUUAUGUUUUAGGAAUAAAAGAAACUAAACUGUGGAUAACCUUAAACUUUUUAAUUUUAGUUUUAUUUAUAAUAUCAAAUUUAGUUUGUUUUCUUAAACUUAAAUCUAAUUCAUACUUUUUACUUUUAAUGAAUAGAACAAACACAACAACAAUAAAUUAAAAUAACAUGAUUUUCAUACACUAUUAUCAAAACCCAAAACUACUUACAAUAUUUAUUAGGUCUGAAAAUAAUAAUUUAAAAUUAUUAGAUUAUAUUUCUAUAUUUUAAUUGUGUGUUUUUAGUUUAAUUAUGAGGAAGUUUUGAUUUAGUGGUCAAAUGAUGAUUUAUUUAUGUUCUAUAAGUUGUAUUUUCUUAAACACAAUUUAAAAUCAACUCGAUUGAAUUGAACUCAAACCAAACCGAAUACAAACCACAUCAAACUAUUCUAGCUGACUUCAACUAAAUAUUCAUAAAACCAAAAAACCAAACUGAACUAUAUAUCUCAUAUUUGAUGUGCCAAUCUAAUUUUAUUCUUACGGUUCAAUGUAAAUUAAUUCAAAUAUAAAGAAAAUGAAAUAUAAAAUUUAUUUAUUUUCUAAAAUAAUUAUAAAUAAUAAUUAUAAUAAUGUGUAACAUAAUUAUACACUGCCUUUUUAAAAUUUUAUUCUCCAGCUACCAGAACUGCAAGACCAUGGAUGAUGAUGAUGCCAAAGGAUAGAUUUGCAAACAUUACAAUGAACGCUCCAACCUAUCUUCUCAUCCAAGGAAGCUCUUCAGAAAUCCCUGUACACCAAAGAACCCUAACUGAGAUUGAUAUACAGUCCCCGUAGAUAACUCCAUUAUUCACUCAUCCAUGUGCUGCAUCACCCUGCCAAAUUUAAUGUAGGAAAAUGGUGGUGGCUCUGAUCAUUUGGUUUCAUCUAGUGAAUUGCCAUUUUCAUUCUCAUGUAACAGCUGAAGACAUUCGUAUGGAUUUGCAUAGAAGUAAUCUUCUUCUUUCGGUUUAUUCGGAAUCACAAGCC
Molecule: messenger RNA, 2983 nt
Organism: Brassica rapa (field mustard)
Lineage: Eukaryota; Viridiplantae; Streptophyta; Magnoliopsida; Brassicales; Brassicaceae
Source: RefSeq, a predicted model, not a curated record